AUGGAAGUGCAGUUAGGGCUGGGAAGGGUCUACCCCCGACCUCCGUCCAAGACCUAUCGAGGAGCUUUCCAGAACCUGUUCCAGAGCGUGCGUGAAGUGAUCCAGAACCCGGGCCCCUGGCAACCUGAAGCAGCGAGCGCAGCACCUCCCGGCGCCCGUUUGAAGCAGCAGCAGCCGCAGAAGCAGCAACAGCAGCAGCCGCAGCCGCCGCAGCCGCCGCAGCAACAGCAGCAGCAGGAGAUCAGCCGCCGUCAGCAGCAGCAGCAGCAGCAGCAGCAGCAGCAGCAGCAGCAGCAGCAGCAGCAGCGUGAGGAUGGCUCUCCCCAACCCCAGAGUAGAGGCUCCACAGGCUAUCUGGCCCUGGAUGAAGAGCAACAACCUUCACAACAGCAGUCAGCCUCCAGGGGCCACCCCGAGAGCGGCUGCGUCCCAGAGCCCGAAUCCACCGCGGCCUCCAGCCAGGGACUGCCGCAGCUGCCGCCAGCACUGCCGGGCGAGAAUGACUCAGCUGCCCCAUCCACGUUGUCCCUUUUGGGCCCCACUUUCCCGGGCUUAAACAGCUGCUCCGCCAACCUUAAAGACAUCCUGAAUGAGGCCGGAACCAUGCAACUCCUUCAGCAGCAGCGGCAGCAGCAGCAGGAGGCGGCUUCCGAAAGCAGCGGCAGCAGCAGCGCUAGAGUGAGGGAGGCCGCUGGGGCUUCUACCGCCUCCAAGGACAGUUAUCUAGGGAGCACUUCGACCAUCUCAGACAGCGCCAAGGAACUAUGCAAGGCAGUGUCCGUGUCCAUGGGCUUGGGUGUGGAGGCCUUGGACCAUCUGAGUCCUGGAGAACACCUUCGGGGGGAUUGCAUGUACGCCCCACUCCUGGGAGGUCCACUCGCUGUCCGUACUACUCCUUGCACGCCACUGGCUGAAUGCAAAGGUUCUCUACUAGACGACGGCCCAGGACGUAAAGGCACUGAGGAGACUGCUGAAUAUUCCCCUUUCAAGGGAGGUUAUACCAAAGGGCUAGACGGCGAGAGCCUAUGCUGCUCUGGAAACGGUGAAGCAGGGGACACCGGGCCACUGGAUCUGCCACCCACCCUGCCUCUCUACAAGUCUGGAGCACUCGACGAGGUAGCAGCCUACCAGAGUCGCGAAUAUUACAACUUUCCACUGGCCCUGACAGGGCCAGCGCCUCCUCCGCCGCCCCAACAUUCCCACACCCGCAUCAAGCUAGAGAACCCGCUGGACUAUGGUAGCGCCUGGGUGGCUGCGGCAGCACAGUGCCGUUAUGGGGACCUGGGGAGCCUGCACAGCGGGGGUGCAGCGGGACACGGAGCCGGUUCACCCUCAACAGCCACAUCCUCUUCCUGGCACACUCUCUUCAGUGCCGAAGAAGACCAGUUGUAUGGACCGUGUGGCAGUGGCAGUGGCAGUGGCAGUGGCAGUGGCACAGGAGUGGAGGCGGGGACUGUAACCCCCUAUGGUUACACUCGGCCACCUCAGGGGCUGGCUGGUCAGGAAAGCGACUUUCCCCCACCUGAUGUGUGGUACCCCAGCGGCGUGGUAAGCAGAGUGCCCUACCCCAGCCCCAAUUGUGUCAAAAGCGAGAUGGGUCCCUGGAUGGAGAGCUACUCUGGACCUUACAGGGACAUGCGUUUGGAGACUGCCAGAGACCAUGCUCUGCCCAUCGACUAUUACUUUCCACCUCAGAAGACCUGCCUGAUCUGUGGGGAUGAAGCUUCUGGUUGUCACUAUGGAGCACUCACUUGUGGAAGCUGCAAAGUCUUCUUUAAGAGAGCUGCUGAAGGUAAACAGAAGUACCUGUGUGCCAGCAGAAAUGAUUGCACCAUCGAUAAAUUCAGAAGGAAAAAUUGUCCAUCUUGUCGUCUCCGGAAAUGCUUUGAAGCAGGGAUGACUCUGGGAGCCCGGAAGCUGAAGAAACUUGGUAACCUGAAACUACAGGAAGAAGGGGAGGCUUCCAGUGCCACCAGCCCCACUGAAGAGCCAACUCAGAAGCUGCCAGUGUCACAUAUUGAAGGCUAUGAGUGUCAGCCCAUCUUUCUGAAUGUCCUAGAAGCCAUUGAACCAGGCGUUGUGUGUGCUGGACAUGACAACAACCAGCCCGACUCCUUUGCAGCCCUGCUCUCUAGCCUCAAUGAAUUGGGCGAGAGACAGCUUGUACAUGUGGUCAAGUGGGCCAAGGCCUUGCCUGGUUUCCGCAACUUGCAUGUGGAUGACCAGAUGGCAAUCAUUCAGUAUUCGUGGAUGGGACUUAUGGUGUUUGCUAUGGGCUGGCGAUCCUUCACCAAUGUCAACUCCAGGAUGCUCUACUUCGCUCCCGAUCUGGUUUUCAAUGAGUACCGCAUGCACAAGUCCCGGAUGUACAGCCAGUGUGUCCGAAUGAGGCACCUCUCACAAGAGUUUGGAUGGCUCCAAAUCACCCCCCAGGAAUUCCUGUGCAUGAAGGCAUUACUGCUGUUCAGCAUUAUUCCUGUGGAUGGGCUGAAAAAUCAAAAAUUCUUUGAUGAACUUCGAAUGAACUACAUCAAGGAACUUGAUCGUAUCAUUGCAUGCAAGAGAAAAAAUCCCACAUCCUGCUCAAGGCGCUUCUACCAGCUCACCAAACUCCUGGACUCUGUGCAGCCUAUUGCACGAGAGCUGCAUCAGUUCACUUUUGACCUGCUAAUCAAGUCUCACAUGGUGAGCGUGGACUUUCCGGAAAUGAUGGCAGAGAUCAUCUCUGUUCAAGUUCCCAAGAUCCUUUCUGGGAAAGUCAAGCCCAUCUAUUUCCAUACACAGUGAAGCUUUGAAAGCCCCCAUUGCUACACCCACCCCACUCCCCUUUUCAAAUGUAUUCUGCCUGUUAUAAUUCUGCACUACUUCUCUGCAGUGCCUUGGGGAAUUUCCUCUAUUGAUGUAUACAGUCUGUCAUGAAGAUGGUCUUUAGUUC
Molecule: messenger RNA, 2935 nt
Organism: Orycteropus afer afer
Lineage: Eukaryota; Metazoa; Chordata; Mammalia; Tubulidentata; Orycteropodidae
Source: RefSeq, a predicted model, not a curated record